Molecule: messenger RNA, 2619 nt
Organism: Linum trigynum
Lineage: Eukaryota; Viridiplantae; Streptophyta; Magnoliopsida; Malpighiales; Linaceae
Source: the annotation of a GenBank genome assembly
CGUCGUGCAACGAUUAACGAUGUUUCAUUCCGCGUGACAGUCGAAUUCGGUGCACGAUGGGAGGGGAAGGAGGUUUUCUUUUUCUUAGCAAAGAAGCAAGAGAUAAGAAAGGAGGAGGAGCUUAAAGCAGUGAGCUUUCUCAUUGAAUAAUAACAAUAACUUGGCGAUGAUUAUGCCACUUGUGAGGGUUUGUCGCUUCAUUUGCUGGAGAAAAGAUGUUAGAAAAAUUGGCGCUUCUUCAUCCCAUCCGGCAUUGAAAGGAAGUGUGUAAUGAUGGUUAAUACGUUUCAACUCAAUUGUUACAGUCAGUUGGCGGUAAAUGCUAAAUAUGCUAUGGAGCAGUGAAUAACAGAAUUUGUAAGGUUGUGGUGUUUAAUUGUUGUGGCCAUGACCGCGGGAAAAUGAAACGCGCGUCGUAGCAUCUUCUGAGUGGAUAACGAAUCAAACUUCAACUGGAAGAAUGGACAGCGACAGCGAGCGAUCGCUCCAGGAGCUUCAAAGAUAAACCUCUCACCACGCUCGAGACUAAUGGCGACUCUUUCCCUUUCGCUUCCGCUCACUCGACUCUUUCCCUAAACGGCAGCUCCUGGCGCUUCAUCACUACCCUAGCGCCAAAUUCACUUGCUGCUGCUCUUCUUCUUCUUCUGGUACGUACCCAAAACAAUUUGGCCGACACCAGACAACCAUCUCUUUGUUGGAAUCGAAGUUAAAGAUUUGAUCUUUGCAGGGAACCAUGGAGUGGGCUCGAGGACGGGAGAAAGCCCUAGGCUUUUUGGGUUGAAAGAAGCGAAUGGUGUGGCUUGUGGGAUUCUUGCUGCUUUGGCUGUCACUGCUGCUGUUGCCUCUCCUGUAAUUGCUGCAACUCAGGUUGCUUCUCUGAUUCCUCAUCUCUGAACCAUAUUGCCCACUUUACAUUACUGGUCUUUCCAACUUAGCAAUUGAGUUGAGAGCCCCAAUUUUGCCUUUUUCUUGAUAGCAUAAAUCAAAAAGCUCUUUAGACGAAUUCAGUGGGUUUACUUGCUGCAUUGUUGAACUGGGUUAAAUGAUGACGCCAGUGCUUUUGUUUGAGCAGUUGCUCUUGUUGAUUUAUGGUUUUAUGCUUUGACAAGCAAAGGGUGGGAGAGUAGAGAUUGAAUGGUUGUUGAGUUGAGGAAGAGGAAUGAUUGGGAACUCCUAAGAAAUGAUGUUGCCAACAGUGGGGAAGAGGGGUUACAACUUACAACCUUUCCUCCAGUGUUACUGCUUUCUUAGUUAGUUGCUGUCAUUGUCCUACAAUGGUGUAUCGAUUCAAGUACCUUGUUUUGAGGCCGGGUCCUGGUUGUAUGACUGAGGAAUGAGGAUCCUGCUUUUGUAGUUUGUUUUCACGCCGUCACUGCAAUGUGUUGUGUAGAGGCUACCCCCAUUGUCAACGGAACCAAAUCGAUGUGAGAAGGCCUAUGUUGGGAACACAAUCGGUCAAGCAAACGGUGUUUAUGACAAGCCGAUCGAUCUUAGGUUCUGUGAUUACAGUAAUGACAAGUCCAAUCUUAAAGGGAAAUCACUUGCUGCAGCCCUAAUGUCGGGUGCCAAGUUUGAUGGUGCGGAUAUGACAGAAGUGGUCAUGUCCAAGGCUUAUGCUGUUGGAGCUAGCUUCCAAGGUGUGGAAUUCUCGAACGCAGUUCUGGAUCGUGUGAACUUUGGUAAGGCCAACCUGAAAGGGGCCAUUUUCAGGAACACGGUGCUAUCGGGUUCCACGUUCGAGGAAGCUGAACUGGCCGACGCUGUGUUUGAGGACACCAUCAUAGGUUACAUUGACCUACAGAAGCUCUGUACAAACACUUCGAUUACUCCGGAUGGGAGGCUGGAAUUGGGAUGUCGAUGAAACUUGCUCUUUUUCUACCCUCUUGACAUUGUUUAUUGCUGUCUGCCUGUCUCUAUGUAUUCAAGAGUACAUGUGAGUUCCUGGAUCCAGGCUUUGGCAGUCACACCUGGCUGGUACCAUAUUUCUUAGGCAUCUAUUGUAUAUGGAAGUUACUGAUUCAUUGUGCGUUAUAUUUUAAUGAUUAAUUCCAUUGUUCAUCUUCAUUAACUAGUUCCAAACGAAAUGAACAUAAAUGGCGCAUCUAGUGUAGUGGUAUCAUAGUACCCUCCCACGGUACUGACCGGGGUUCGAUUCCCCGGAUGCGCAAUUUUUCAUUUGAUUUGUUUUGGUUACUAUGGCUUUCCUCUCAAUGUAAGAAGUUGUUAAUUAUCUUCCUUAGCUAUGUCUAGUAGUCCUAAGUUUUUUCUUUUCUUUUGGUUAGUUUGACUUUCCUCUCAAAGUUGUUAAUUUGUUUUCUUAACUAUGAUCAAUUAAAUGGGUCGCAAUUGAGUAACAUUUGACAUUAAUCAUUCAGUUCAACAUCGUUAGGUUUGCUAUAAGAUCAAUAACUCGUUUUAUUAUCCAGUUCUGGAAUUGAAAUACCAGGUACAUAAUGUUUGCCCUCAAUUAGACGAUAAUGGCGAGAUUACUAUUCUGUCAAUCGUUGUAAACAUUGUUUCACGAUAGUAUGGAUGAGUUCAGGAUUGGAUUUUCGAAAUUCGUUGGGUAAGAUACAGUUGAAAUCAGUCGUCCAUACUCAUUAAACAUUGUCUGUAUAA